CAGAAGUAUUUGGCAUGUCAGAGCCGUGCUAUCCUCCACAGGACUUCUUUUCUGAAUAGCUUCCAUUUAAAUGACUUUUAUGAUACACUGCUUCAAUCAAGUCCUCAAAGAACACAUUUGUCUUCAGAUCUGCUGGCAGUUUUGAGAAUCCAAUGAUCUUCGAGGGGACCCUCCACUCAGCCAUCAAAGUGCUCCUGCCUCCCGGGAUGCUCAUAGUUCAAUGGUAGAGGCAGGUGGAGUUGAGAGCAUCACCCAGUGUUCCCAGGAGCUUCCGCAGAUGAUGGCUACAGCAGCUGAUGGUUUGGGGAGUAUAGCAAUAGACACAACCCAGCUCAACAUGUCCGUGACAGAUCCCACAGCCUGGGCUACAGCCAUGAAUAACCUGGGCAUGGUUCCUGUGGGGUUGCCUGGACAGCAGCUCGUGUCUGACUCAAUCUGUGUCCCAGGCUUUGAUCCAGGCCUCAACAUGAUGACUGGAAUCACUCCCAUCAACCCAAUGAUACCAGGCCUGGGGCUGGUACCACCCCCACCACCAACAGAAGUGACUGUUGUCAAAGAAAUAAUCCACUGUAAAAGUUGUACUCUUUUUCCUCAAAAUCCAAAUCUUCCACCUCCUUCCACAAGAGAACGACCUCCUGGGUGUAAAACUGUGUUUGUGGGAGGAUUACCAGAAAAUGCGACUGAGGAAAUUAUUCAAGAAGUCUUCGAGCAGUGUGGUGAUAUUACAGCGAUCCGAAAGAGCAAGAAGAAUUUUUGUCACAUUCGCUUUGCAGAGGAAUUCAUGGUUGAUAAAGCCAUUUACCUUUCUGGUUACCGAAUGCGGUUAGGAUCUAGCACAGACAAAAAGGAUUCUGGCCGUCUUCAUGUAGACUUUGCCCAGGCCAGGGACGACUUCUACGAGUGGGAAUGCAAGCAGAGGAUGCGUGCCCGUGAAGAACGGCACCGGCGCAAGCUGGAGGAGGACCGGCUCCGACCACCCUCCCCACCUGCCAUCAUGCACUACUCCGAGCAUGAAGCCGCUCUGCUGGCUGAAAAGCUGAAAGAUGAUAGCAAGUUUUCCGAGGCUAUCACAGUGCUACUUUCCUGGAUAGAACGAGGCGAAGUGAAUCGGCGUUCUGCAAACCAGUUCUAUUCCAUGGUUCAGUCAGCCAACAGCCAUGUUCGCAGGCUCAUGAAUGAAAAAGCUACCCAUGAACAAGAGAUGGAGGAAGCAAAGGAGAAUUUUAAAAAUGCCUUAACUGGGAUCCUUACUCAAUUUGAGCAGAUUGUGGCCGUUUUCAACGCUUCUACCAGACAAAAAGCUUGGGACCAUUUCUCGAAAGCUCAGCGCAAGAACAUAGACAUUUGGCGAAAGCAUUCUGAGGAGCUCCGGAAUGCUCAAAGUGAGCAGCUCAUGGGCAUUCGCCGUGAAGAAGAGAUGGAAAUGUCUGAUGAUGAGAAUUGUGACAGCCCUACUAAAAAAAUGAGAGUCGAUGAAUCAGCUCUGGCCGCUCAGGCCUAUGCUCUUAAAGAAGAGAAUGACAGUCUCCGAUGGCAACUGGAUGCCUACAGGAAUGAAGUGGAGCUGCUGAAACAAGAAAAAGAACAGCUUUUCCGAACAGAAGAAACCCUCACCAAGGAUCAGCAGCUACAGUUCCUGCAGCAGACUAUGCAAGGCAUGCAGCAGCAAUUGCUGACUAUCCAGGAGGAACUAAACAACAAAAAGUCAGAACUGGAGCAAGCAAAGGAAGAGCAGUCCCACACACAAGCAUUGCUGAAAGUCCUCCAAGAACAAUUAAAAGGUACCAAGGAAUUUGUGGAGACCAAUGGCCACAGCCAUGAGGAUGCAAAUGAAAUCAAUGUAUUGACAGUUGCAUUGGUCAACCAAGACCGAGAGAACAGUAUUGAGAAAAGAAGCCAAGGCUUAAAAUCAGAGAAAGAAGCUCUCCUAAUAGGCAUCAUAUCAACGUUUCUUCAUGUCCAUCCUUUUGGAGCCAAUAUAGAGUAUCUUUGGUCCUACAUGCAGCAGCUGGAUUCCAAGGAAGGUGACAGUUAUGCUGGAAGCGAGCUUCUUUAUGGAGAAAAAAGUUGGGUUGACCAGAAAUCCACCCGAAUUCCUUCUACUCCUCGCUGGGUAGAUGAGGAUCAGGGAGCAGUGGUGAGAGAUAUCUGCCAGCGAAAUCGAAAUGCUUCUGAUGAGGCUGCCACGCAUGUUCAAACAGGAGUUCACCGGCGUGGGAGCAACGCUGGAAAAGAGAUGGAAGUUGUGUGCCUUUGA
This is a messenger RNA of Castor canadensis (American beaver), 2257 nucleotides long. The record is from RefSeq and is a predicted model, not a curated record. NCBI's taxonomy places the organism in Eukaryota, Metazoa, Chordata, Mammalia, Rodentia, Castoridae.